AUGUCCAACUACGUCUUGCACGAGGUCCGCUACGUUCUGAUGGCGAUGUGCUACUCAACCCGGUGCUUGUCGGCCACGAUUCAGGACUCACUGUUGGACAAGAGCAUUUUCUGGUGUCUUACGUUUAUUCCGCUUGCUGUGCUGUGUUUACCUACGUUUGCGUACCUAGUACUGGAUACGAGAGAUCUUUUCGAGUUCGUUUUGGUGUUGGUACCUUUUACCGAAAUUUUGCUAACCAACGUGAAAAUGAUCGUCUGUAAUGUGAAAAGAGUGAAAAUUAUAAAUCUCAUCAACCAGUUGCAGGUGGAAUGGGACGAAUACAAAAAGUCGGAGCUUACGGAAGUUCAGCAGUUGGUAGCCUCGACUGCAAAGAAGACGAGGAUUUUCGUGAUAGUCUACACGGCAUCGUUUUUCCUGAUCGUGGUGGAGUACGCCACGCUGCCGCUGUUUAAACUGGUUUACCACAGGGUGAUUAUGAACGACAAUUCGAACUACACCACCAAGCUCCCGUACGAAAUGAGGUUGUUUUAUAGCAUCGAGGGCAAUGCGAGCUUUAGUGUGACGUACUUCUUCAUCCUGAUCGCAGCGUUUGUGUUGGCAUUUGCGCUGACCGGCUUUGACAGCAUGUUCUCCACGCUGUGUAUGCACAUAACGACCAUGUUUAAAUUGUUGAAACUUGAAAUUGACCAGUUAGCUCGGGAUCUGGAGGCCGCAGCACCACGCAAGCAACUGCACGCAAAGCUGAGGCGAAUCAUAUUGAAACAUAAAAGCAAUCUUUCGCUCAUCGAUCAACUGGAGGAGGAGUUCAGUUUUUUCCUGAUGAUCCAAUUUCUGACCAGCUCGAUCGUAGUGUGCGUUGUGCUCUACGAGCUGACGACGGUUUUCGGCUGGAACGAAGACACGAUUAAAACGAUGACCUACCUGCCGGGAGCAGUUCUUCAGCUGUUUCUCCUAUGCUGGUACGCGCAGAACAUUACGGACGAGGCUAGUGCGGUGACCGACCAUAUCUACAACGUGCCGUGGUACCUCGGCGACAUACCGCUGCAGAAGACCGUCCUCACGCUCAUGGUGAAGGCGCAGAAACCGACCGGAGUGACGGCAUCGAAGUUCUACAUGGUGACGCUGCAAAGUUUUCAGCGGAUAAUCAGUACAUCCUACUCUUAUUUUACUCUGCUGCAAACUGUAAACGAGCAGUAA
Molecule: messenger RNA, 1197 nt
Organism: Anopheles coustani
Lineage: Eukaryota; Metazoa; Arthropoda; Insecta; Diptera; Culicidae
Product: odorant receptor 4-like
Exons: 7
Coding region: 1-1197 (398 amino acids)
Biological process (GO): sensory perception of smell; detection of chemical stimulus involved in sensory perception of smell
Cellular component (GO): plasma membrane
Molecular function (GO): olfactory receptor activity; odorant binding
Source: RefSeq, a predicted model, not a curated record